ACUCGGCCCGCCGUGCUCAAUUGCACAUUUCAUACAGCCUCGGAAUGCUGUUCGCCCUUGUGCUCUGUCUCCAUAAACCUGGGUACCUCCUAGGUACCCUUUGUACUCUCGUUUAUGCAGAAUCCGGGAUGGGAACCUCAAAGCAGCAAAAGGCCGAUCACUCAGCCGCCGAGCCGAUGACUGAUGCAGCGACUCCGGCCUGUUAUUUUACUGACGGACGCCCGAGACGAGACAGCCAAAAGACCCGAAGGCCCGACUGCGUUGGGCCAGUCCUAUCGGAUGACUACACAGUACCCAGAAUCGCUGUCCAGCCACGUCGCAUCUCAGAGCACCAGUUGAAAGGAAGUCAGGCCAAGUUUCCAUCUCUCCCGGGUCACGAAUUCACAUCCGUGAGGUCUGUCACGGUUGACGUGCCACGUCGCCACACUUGAGGACUUUCAAGGCCCAGCUGCCCGCCACAACCUGAUAUAAACCCAGUUGAUGCCUCAUUCACUCUCCUGAGCCCCCAAUUCCCCCGCUUAGCCCUCAAUGUGAGACACUCAUACGAUCGACACGAAUCACGCUUCACAGUCGUGCAUCGCAACCUCUCAGACCAGCCACGAGCACAUGCCUCGGCCAAUCCGAAGGUCGCGUCCGCCAUGGGAUUUGCAG
Molecule: messenger RNA, 651 nt
Organism: Mytilinidion resinicola
Lineage: Eukaryota; Fungi; Ascomycota; Dothideomycetes; Mytilinidiales; Mytilinidiaceae
Exons: 1
Coding region: 45-431 (128 amino acids)
Source: RefSeq, a predicted model, not a curated record